This is a messenger RNA of Mangifera indica (mango), 1332 nucleotides long. RefSeq names its product heavy metal-associated isoprenylated plant protein 5-like. The record is from RefSeq and is a predicted model, not a curated record. The transcript is spliced from 4 exons. Gene Ontology annotation, molecular function: metal ion binding. Bases 739 to 1287 code for a protein of 182 amino acids. NCBI's taxonomy places the organism in Eukaryota, Viridiplantae, Streptophyta, Magnoliopsida, Sapindales, Anacardiaceae.
AAUAUAAUUCACUUCAGAAAUAUUCUAAUAAAUAUGUGGUAUCGCCGCCCUUUAAUCAGUGAUUACAAUUGAUUUAAAUAAAGAUGAUUGACUUCCACAAGCUUUCACAAUCUCACCCAAAUAAGAAAAUACUCAAAUUAAUGAUUAUUAGUUUUGAUUUUGAUUAUUUAAUUUACAAUUCAGAUAUCAUUAUUUAUCUCUAAAUUUUUUUUUAAAGUUUCCUAGAAAUUGACUCAAUAAAGUGUUUUCUUAUAUUAAAUCCAAAACAUUUUCAUAAAGGUUUAAAUUUUUGGGUCAUCCUUCUUCUGUGGAAAUUACUCGUUCCAUACAAAGUAGAAAACGAUCAAAGAUUUCUGAUUUUAAGCAGUCUCUCCGAAGUUGCCUGUCCAGUCUUUUUUAUUAUGUUUUUGACACUUCCAUGCAAGUCUCUCACGACAAAAGUCACAUAAACGACAUAAUAAAAGCCAACGAAAUUACGCAAUUCACCCAAGUGCUGCUACAACGAAGCUGGCUCCAACUUAUUGCAUGAUGUAUAUAUGUAGCUCGCAAGUAUCUCGGUCUCUCUGUUUCGUAUAUGUGACCAUUUUGUUCUUCCCUUGUAUGCUUCUGAAUAUAGCGACAAUGGUUUUACGUUUUAAGAGAUUUUCGCAGGACACGGAAGAGGAAAGGGCUGAUGAGAGCACGUAGUUGUUGUAGUCAGUUAAGAAGAAAUGGAAAUUAAUUACAGUUGAUUUGAAAAUGGACCUGCACUGUCUUGGUUGCAGUAAAAAGAUCAAGAAGUUCAUCCUGAAGUUCAAAGGUGUUAAUAGUGUCUCAGCAAAUAUAGAUAAUCAUUUAAUUACUGUGAAGGGAACAAUGAAUGUGCAAGAACUCAUAUGCCAUCUUAGAGAAAAGCUAAAGAGGAAAGUGGUAAAGACCCAAAUGGCUCCUCUCAGAAUAGGUAACACUGAUAAAGAUGUUAUCAGCAAUGGUAAGAAGGACAAAGAAUCCUCCCAAGUAGGCGAUGCAGACGAAAAAGACAAAGAAGUCAUUGGUGGUGGUGGUGUUAUUGUCAAUUAUGGCGAUAAGGAUGGUAACAAAGAAAAGGAGGGUGGUGAUACCAAUGGUUGUGAUGGCAGUAACGACAACAACAAUGGUGAUGCCAAGAUGGAGUUAUAUGAUGGAUAUGCGUAUUAUAUAUAUCCAGAGAAUUCUGAAGGAUAUAUGCCAUUUAUGAAUGCUAAUAUAAUGCGUGGUCCGCAGUUGUUCAAUGAUGAGAACCCUAAUGCUUAUUGCUCUAUUGUGUAAGUAUGACAAAUUCAAAUAUUGAAAGAACUAAAAAUUAUUUAGAGA